UCGGGCCGCUCACCAUGCGCCGAUGUGUCCGAAGACCUUUAUUCAUUAAAUAAAGUGAAAAAUUGAUCAGCGAAAUUUAAUCGUUUCGAACAGAAUACAUAGUUAAUUAUUUCGCACGAACUGACGUCGUUUUGAUUUUCACAAUUUUAGCUUUUCGUUCGUCGUUUCUUUUCACUUUAUUUGAAUCACUUGGAAAUUGAUAUUGAAAAUUCGAAAAUUUGAUUGAUAUAAUUAUUCCCAUCAUGCAGAUAUGAAUGACAUGGCAUUGACCGAUCGGAUCGACGUUAAUUAAUCGAUUUCGAUGAAUAAAAAAUAAAUUUUACCAAGGAAUUGAAAAGUUAUUUAAUUUUUUGUCGAUCGUUUUUGCUUUUGAUUUGAUUUUUUUUUUUUUUUAUUGAAAUCGAAAAUCGAGGUAUAUUCGAAGAUAUGACGGAGAGUAUGAAAAAUCGAAAAAAUAUAUGAUCGAUAAAGAAAAAUAUAUAUAUGGAAUAAUCGUAUGUACAUAUUUUACGAAAAGUGAUCCGCAGUUGACAAUAUGAAGGAUAUUUUUUCAAUCGUUUAUUACUGCAAUCGAUUUCAAAAAAAAAACUGCUGCUGUUGCUGCCGUUCUUAUCACUCAUGUAAGAGAUUAAAAACUGAAAGUUACUUCGAAAGUUGGGAAAUGUUUAAAAUAUAAUCAUUGUACCCGUUAAACGAAUUCCCUAAUCAUGAGCGAGGUGAUUCGGUAAUCGAUAGAAUUGAGCUGGUAAACAUACGUACGUAAGAGAAAAAAGAAAAAUAUAUACAUCUGUUAUUAUUCGUCGAUAUUGAAGUGUAUCAGCCGAUGGUCGUCCGAGGUAUACGGAAUACAUUGUGAAUUGAUAUAUAAAUAAUUGUUCGUCAUUCGGGGUAAUAAACCAGUGACCUUCGGGGGUGCUCACCUAACGAAACCCCCCGUGAAAGAAAAUAAUCAAAAAAAAUUCAAGCGAAUAAAUAAAACGUGUAAAACUCAAAAGUGUCAUUGCAGUGUGAAGUGUGAUUUAUAUGUGUAAAAAUGUUGUUUCACUUAUUCUUCGUUCUUCUACUGACAUUUCAAACUCACGCCAUACAAGGUUACGGAGGACGGUCGUCGGGAGCCGAGUUCACCACGAGUUUUGGUUAUUCGGGAGCGGGAACGAACAACCAGAACAACGUCAGUGGCUGGCCGUAUUUCGUGGAGCACAAUAUAUCUCGUAACGUAACGGCAGCGGUCGGUCAGACCGCAUUUCUUCACUGCAGAGUAGAGCAGCUGGGCGACAAGGCGGUGUCUUGGAUAAGGAAGAGGGACCUCCACAUCCUCACGGCGGGUAUACUGACUUACACUUCGGAUCAGAGGUUUCAGGUGAUUCGACCCGACAAGUCCGAGAACUGGACCCUACAGAUAAAAUUCCCUCAGGAGAGGGACUCGGGCAUAUACGAGUGCCAGGUGAACACGGAACCAAAAAUGUCCCUCAGCUACAACCUCAACGUUGUCGAAGCGAGAGCUCGUAUAUUCGGCCCAGCUGAUAUUUACGUGAAGACGGGAAGCGUUUUGACGCUGACGUGUCUCAUGUCGCAAGGACCUCAUGACCUUGGUACCGUGGCGUGGUACCACGGCAGUCAUCCGGUACUGGCGUCACCUCCUGGCUCGAACGACGUCGCCCUCGAACCAAGGGUCGCCGUGGACACCGAAUGGAGCGACGCGCUAACGUCAAGAUUGAAAAUAACGCACGCCAAACCUAGCGACUCUGGAAAUUACAGCUGCGUACCAACGGUGGCCGACAGCGCGAGCGUGAACGUCCACGUAAUCAACGGGGAACAUCCGGCGGCGAUGCAACACGGAAAUACCGCAGCCGGGUCACCGACGUCACGUAUAAUCCUUGUGGCGGUCGCCUUUCUCUUAGGGCAACUCAGAUAAUGUGUAUAUAGAAUCGAACUAACAUUAUAUAUUACAAUAUAAUUUACCGCGGGGGUUGGAAACGAAGAGAAAAAAAAUAUUGAAUAAAUAAUAGUAAUAUUAACGAUAAGUAUAACGAUAUCUGAUAAUUUGCGGAUGAUUAACGAAAAAAUAAAAUCAAAAAAGCACCCGAGAAUUACGAAACCAGAGGUGAUGGAAGGAGAGAAAGAAAAAAAAAAAAUAUCCAUCAGUGAAAGAAUAAAUUUACGUGGCGAAUGAGAGGAAUUUAUACAAAUUAAAUAUCGGUAACAAUAUCGAAGAAUAAAUAGAAUAUGAUAAAUUGAAUAAAUAUCAAAGAGGAUGAGUCGAAGAUUGGAGAGAAAAAAAGAGCUGAAAUAAUUGCAUCUCUUUUUCCCGCGAUGGAAAAAUAAACGAAUCACAGACAUACGUGCAUAAAAAUGAAAAAAGAACAUUUCGUUUGAGAAUAUCUGACUUUUGAGUAGUUAUUUUUUUUUUCUGUUUUUUGACCAGUCAAUUUUUUCAUCAAUUUAUGCGCGUGCAGCGGUUUUCAAAAUUCGAAUUUCACAAAAGUGAAACGUUCGGAAGAAUUUUUUUCGCCCGAGUGAUUGACGAAAGAACAUUUUUGCUAAGAAAAUUGGAGAAAAAUUGUAAUAAAAAAAAAGGUAACCAAAAAAAUUCUAAUCAUACUAAUUGUGAAAAACUGUGAAGUUCGUAUUCCAUAAUCACCUGUGCAAUAAACUGCACAUAACCGUGAAUAAUUGUAGCAAAAAAAAAAUAAUAAAAUCAAAUAACCAAAUAAAUAAA
Messenger RNA from Athalia rosae (coleseed sawfly), 2719 nucleotides. RefSeq names its product zwei Ig domain protein zig-8 (gene dpr1). The record is from RefSeq and is a predicted model, not a curated record. Gene Ontology annotation, cellular component: neuron projection membrane. The transcript has 6 exons. Gene Ontology annotation, biological process: synapse organization. Lineage: Eukaryota; Metazoa; Arthropoda; Insecta; Hymenoptera; Athaliidae. Bases 1034 to 1915 code for a protein of 293 amino acids.